CCGGGGCCGCCCGCAGGUCCGGCCGCGCGGAGCCACCAGCAGCGAAGCCCGGGGUAGGGCGGACCCGACGGCGCGCGGGGCCCCAGGGCGGCCAGCCAUGACCUUCGGGCGCAGCGGGGCAGCCUCGGUGGUGCUGAACGUGGGCGGCGCCCGGUACUCGCUGUCCCGGGAGCUGCUGAAGGACUUCCCGCUGCGCCGCGUGAGCCGGCUGCACGGCUGCCGCUCAGAGCGCGACGUGCUGGAGGUGUGCGACGACUACGACCGCGAGCGCAACGAGUACUUCUUCGACCGGCACUCGGAGGCCUUCGGCUUCAUCCUGCUCUACGUGCGCGGCCACGGCAAGCUGCGCUUCGCGCCGCGGAUGUGCGAGCUCUCCUUCUACAACGAGAUGAUCUACUGGGGCCUGGAGGGCGCGCACCUCGAAUACUGCUGCCAGCGCCGCCUCGACGACCGCAUGUCCGACACCUACACCUUUUACUCGGCCGAGGAGCCGGGCCCGCGGGCCCGCGACGGAGCGCGACCAGCCGGGGCCGAGGCGGCUCCCUCCCGCCGCUGGCUGGAGCGCAUGCGGCGGACCUUCGAGGAGCCCACGUCGUCGCUGGCCGCGCAGAUCCUGGCCAGCGUGUCGGUGGUGUUCGUGAUCGUGUCCAUGGUGGUGCUGUGCGCCAGCACGCUGCCCGACUGGCGCACCGCGGCCGCAGACAACCGAAGCCUGGAUGACCGGAGCAGGUACUCCGCCGGCCCUGGGAGGGAGCCCUCCGGGAUAAUUGAAGCUGUCUGCAUAGGUUGGUUCACUGCAGAGUGCAUUGUGAGGUUCAUCGUCUCCAAAAACAAGUGUGAGUUUGUCAAGAGACCCCUGAACAUCAUUGAUUUACUGGCAAUCACGCCAUAUUACAUCUCCGUGCUAAUGACAGUAUUUACAGGCGAGAACUCCCAACUGCAGCGGGCCGGAGUCACCUUGAGGGUGCUCAGGAUGAUGAGGAUUUUUUGGGUGAUUAAGCUUGCCCGUCAUUUCAUUGGUCUUCAGACACUUGGUUUGACUCUCAAACGAUGUUACCGAGAGAUGGUUAUGUUACUCGUCUUCAUUUGUGUUGCCAUGGCAAUCUUUAGUGCACUUUCUCAGCUUCUUGAACAUGGGUUGGACCUGGAAACAUCCAACAAGGACUUCGCCAGCAUCCCCGCUGCCUGCUGGUGGGUGAUUAUCUCUAUGACUACAGUUGGCUAUGGAGAUAUGUAUCCUAUCACAGUGCCUGGAAGGAUUCUUGGAGGAGUUUGUGUUGUCAGUGGCAUUGUUCUGUUGGCAUUACCUAUAACUUUCAUCUACCAUAGCUUCGUGCAGUGUUACCAUGAGCUCAAGUUUAGAUCAGCCAGAUACAGUAGAACCCUCUCUGCUGAGUUCCUGAAUUAAUGCAUUGCAAAUCAAUUCUUGCAGACAAUUUGUUUGAGAUAAAGAGUUGCUGCUACUUCAUAUUCAUGUAUUUCUUGUUGGGUGAGCACUACAGAGGCAUUGUCAUCAUCUUGGUAGAGUAAAAAUUACCCUUCCCAGCUGAAGGGGUAAAACAGUUCAUUUAUUUUGGAGUAAAUAGGAAUGGAGACUGCAAAGGAAGAGUAACAACUCCUAGAGGAAGCUUUAGGAUCUAAUUUUAUUUAGACCGGUCUCUUCCUUGCCUUGAACAAUUACAUAUUUCUGUUUUUUUUAAAGUACAUUAUUUGAACACUUUAAAACAGAAUGAUUCUAUUUUCCAAAUGUUUUCCAUCUUAAUGAAUUCAGAAGAAGCUUGGAACUUCAGUGUUAUUUUUGAGACUCACAUUUUCAUUUCUAAAUGUUUUAUAAUUUCUCGUAUCAAUGUCAGAAGUAUUCUGGAAACAUAUGUCACAUGCAAGAACUGUUUAACAAAUACUUUAAAAGUUUGGCCAAAAUUUAAACUGCAUAACAGAGCUAGAUACAAGUGAGAAUGUCACUUGAAAAAACUUUCCCAUACCUCUCUAUCCUCUGCUCUAUUUUUGUGCCUAUUAUUCACCUUGCCACAUAGCUUCAUGGAGGCCUGGGUACAUUCUCUUGCUUCCAUUUUGGAUUUCUUUUAUCUCUUUACUGAAACAACUUCAAAAAAGUAUUUAAGAGUGAAGAGAGCUUGUAUUGUUUAGCAUUGUGUUAGAUAAUAUUAUAAUUCACUGCUGUUACUAGGUGAUAAUCAUCCUAAUAUUCAGAUGUCCAAACAAGAAUAUUUCCAACAUGAAAAUAACAAAUAGGUUGAUAGUAUCAGUAUUUCAACCCAUAUUUCUUCUUCUGCUUUUAACUUUCCUCCAAACUCCAUGAAUUUAGUAAGUCUUACCAGAUGAAAGGAUAUUUCUAUAGUCUUUUUUUUUCUUUAGCCUUUUGAUACCAAAGUCAUACUUACGUGUUGUCACUGAAUUAUCAUUAAAAAGGAAAUGUUAUUGUACUCUUACUUACUCUGUAGCUAAGUCAAUUUUAAGCCAGCCAAAAGCAAUGAAUACAUAAUUAUUUGAUCUGAUCUUCACUAUUGUGAAUCACAGCUACACUAAAACUCUUCUUGUGAGAAUAUUGAGUAAUAUGCUAUAUUAAUCUGGCUAGAUUAUUAGUACUAGAUAAUGUACAAGUGAUUUUUCAGUGCUAAAUUUUAGCAAUAUGAAUUAGAAUUUUGCUUUUUUGACCAAUUGGUGUAGAGAAGUCAUAUAUAAAAAUAAAAAAUUAAAGUCACAGAUUCAGGAAUAAUUUAGUGUGCACACUGCAUAUUUACUAGAGAUGUGUUGGGGGAUGGUGGACAGGACAGAAGACUUGGAUGUGUUUGUCAAAGAGAGGGUCACCAAGAUGUUUAUUAAAGGAACAUCAGCCAUCAGCUAGUUCAUACAUGGGUAGAAGAACAGGGCAGGAGAGGGUACAGUAGUGAAGGAGUAGGGACUGAAGCUUCUGCCUUCAGAAACACGCCAGCGGUUUAUUCUUUAUACCUCUCUGGGUUUUGACAAAAGCCUUGAAUAGCCACAUUUCUUUGUCAUUGUCAUUGCUAAGGUAGUAACAGCAAAACUAUUUCCUCUGCCCUAAUUUUCUAUUCUGAGCUUAUGUGAUAUUUUAACCAUUAAAAACCUCACCUCAUCUUCUCCAGUACUUCUCACUACUAUGUUCUUUUUUACAUACUCAAAUUCUGUUAUUUAUUGUAUAUUUAUUAUAUUUUAAUAUAACUGAAAUCCAUGGCAUGGAUUUAUUUAUUUUUACCUAUUUGAGUUAAGGCUUUGUGAAUCAUGCAAAUAAAGAUGGAAAUGAUAGCACAUCAGGAAUCCUUCAUGUAUAUUACCUCCCCAAGUAAAUGGUCAGUAUAGAGAGCUGGGACAUUGUCUCACACAGCACUUCCGAACCUCAUGAUGGCUGUUGCACACUUGAUAAACUGCUGACUGGUGUGGGAAGAGGCAAGGAGAUGCAUAGGCCUGUACAUUGUGCAGAUGCAUGCAUUAGGUAGCAAGUGAGAACUCGCUUACCACUGACGUCAGCCUUUUCACAGGCUCAUUUUCAUUAAAAAAAAUCAUGCUAGAUAAAUGUUAAUGGCAGUUUAGCCACCCAUUUAUAAAGGAGAAGGCUGAGACAUGAUAGUGUUUCAUUCAUAAAUGGAAAAAUAUAUGUCAGAAUUUUGUUUUUCAUGGAUGAUGCAGCUUUCUAGGGACAGAGACAUUUUCUUAUGAAAUGUUCCUCUCUUGUGAAAUGUAACAUUUCCCAGAAUGUUACUGCUUUAAAAAAAAAAAUUCAGCAGCAUUUUUUUCUUAGUUGUCCUUUUAGGGGUUUCUUAUUCAGUCUUCAUGGCAGAAAUACUUAGAUCAAGAUCUAUAUCAGUACCAGUAAGUCAGAUACUAUCCUUAAGUAGAAUACCCAAAGAGGAAAGAAGCAGCCCAAAUCUUUAUUUUAAUUUUACCAUACCUGAGCACACAUGAUUUGAUCUUAUAUAUAACUUGAUUUAUAUUCUCUAAAAUGGAAUUUUUGGAGAUUAGAAAAACAAAAUCAGGGAAUAUGUAUGAAUGUAAACACAUGUAACAAUUCAAAACCCUAUUCUUUUACUACUGUGUUGUAAUUGCAGGUUGCUGGUUGAAAUUUAUGGCAUUUGUUCUCUACAUUGAUAAACUUACCAAUCAAUUCUUCCUUCCUUUUUGUUUUUGAAGGACUGAGGUUUGAACCCAGGCCUUCAUUCUGAGCUCUGAGCUAUAUC
Heterocephalus glaber (naked mole-rat) is the source of this 4211-nucleotide messenger RNA. It is a transcript of the gene Kcng3, whose product is annotated as potassium voltage-gated channel modifier subfamily G member 3. Lineage: Eukaryota; Metazoa; Chordata; Mammalia; Rodentia; Bathyergidae. Gene Ontology annotation, biological process: potassium ion transmembrane transport; protein homooligomerization; action potential. Gene Ontology annotation, cellular component: membrane; voltage-gated potassium channel complex. Gene Ontology annotation, molecular function: protein binding; delayed rectifier potassium channel activity. The record is from RefSeq and is a predicted model, not a curated record.